CUGUUGGAUAGCAAUCUUAUGAUUGUGAUUAUUCUGUAGGUUGCGGUAGUGAGUGGUCCUGAUAGAGCAUCUCUAAGCCAAGCUUGGAAAUCAUGGAUAGAGGAACAUAUAAAAAGCCAGAGGAAAGAUCCCACCUGGCAUACAAAGAAGCCAGAUCUUCGGACUUACCCCUGGUCAUUAUGUCCAACUCAGUUCCAUUAGAGGAAUUCAUUGAUAAGUUGGUGAAGGAGAACAAGGUGGUGGCCUUUAUUAAGGGAUCCAGAGGAUUCUCACAGAGAGAAUUGGCAUUCUUGAAAGUGAUGAAGGGGUGGAUUCUGAGAAUGUUUCGUGCUUGAUGAAGAAUACAACUGUGGAUCGAGGGAGACUUUGAAGUACAGUAACCGGCCCACAAUUUCACAAAAUUUUGUGAAUGGGGAAUUGGUAGGAGGGUGUGAUAUCCUAACCUCCAUGCAGGAGAAAGGUGAGCUUGUCGGCUUGUUGGCUUGUUGAGACUCUUGAGAAAGCAGUUGCUUUUAAAAUUCUUUUAGUAAAUGGCCUUUGCGUGAAAGAAAGUGCUUCUAGGAAGAAUAAGAAUGAGAUUAUGAGGGACAAUAGAUACUUGCUAGUGUCUUGAAAGUUAGGAUUGUAAUCUACUGCAUAUUCUUUGCUUGAAAAACCUUCUGACGAGGAGAUUGUAUACUUGCUGCCAGCUUGUGCCUUGAAAGUUUUGUGCAUUGCAAGGGAGCCGUCACAACGAACUGUCCAUUUUGCCGCUUAAGCUUCCCAAUUUUGCCUUCAAAAUGCUUACCUAUUCAACAUGAUUUCAUAACUGUAUCUUUCAUUUCCAUUUGAACCCAUAUGCUAAGUUGCUAACCUCAUUUUUAUCAAUCCUUUAAUCUCUCUUUUUUUUCUUCUUCUUCUUCUUCUUUUUUUUUUUUUAUAAUUUGUAACGUGAGUUUGCAAUUUGCUCAUUGAUCUGAUAAUGAAAUGAUUAAGCAUUG
Molecule: messenger RNA, 980 nt
Organism: Rubroshorea leprosula
Lineage: Eukaryota; Viridiplantae; Streptophyta; Magnoliopsida; Malvales; Dipterocarpaceae
Source: the annotation of a GenBank genome assembly